ACUCUCGUACUCCUGGGCCAGAUUAUAGGAUGCACGUUUAGCCAUCACUUGUUUACACAACUUGAUUGCAAUGGCGAAGAAGCUGAAAAAUUAGCAGAACUGGCCGUGCACUACAUCAACGAGCAUAAUCUACACGGAUACAAACAAGCUCUCAAUGUAAUCAAGGAUGUUCAUGUCCUGCCCCGGAGACCCCGUGGGAGGGUAAUCUUCCUUGAGCUGGAUGUUCUGGAGACAGUGUGUCACGUGUUGGAUCCAACUCCUGUCGAGAAUUGUACUGUAAGACCAGAGCAUUACCAUGCUGUUAAAGGAGACUGUGAUGUCAAGCUGCUCAGUGAUGAGGGCAUCAACAAAGUGGUUGCUUCGAAAUGCCACUCAGAUCCAGAUUCUGUGGAAGACGUGCGGCGAAAUUGUCCGAAAUGUCCAAUUCUGAUACCUCUGAAUGACCCUCAUGUGGUACAAUCUGUUGAAUACGUGCUCCAUAAACACAAUGAAAAAUAUCCUAACCAUGCUUAUGAAGUCCUUGAGAUUUCAAGAGGACAGCACAAAUAUGAGCCUGAAGCUUUCUACGUGGAGUUUGCUAUUGUGGAGACCAACUGCUCUGCUCAGGAAGCUCAUGAUGACCAUCAUGACUGCCAUCCCAAAGCAGCAGGAGAAGCACAUAUUGGAUUCUGCAGAGCAACUGUUUUUAGAUCGCAUGCUACCCUUGAAAAACCUAAAGAUGAACAGUAUGAGUCAGACUGUGUCAUCUUUGAUGUCAAGGAGGGACAUUCUCACACCCAUUUGAUUGAGCAUCACUAUGGAAAAAAUAUUGCUUCUCCAGGACACAAUAAUACUGUCCUGGACCUCGUUCAUUCGCACAAUCAUACAAGUGCCUCACACGAGUCUCAUUCUCACGAGCAUGUGGCAGUUCCUGUGGCUGUAGCUCCUGUGGCCAAAAGAGAAGCUCCAACAGAGAUAUCACAUGAUCACACACACGCUACAAAACUUUGUCCAGGAAAAGUACAUCACUUCAAGGUGUAGGCCAGCUGUGCCAGAGAGCAGAGAGAAGCUGCCCAGUUAAUGCAAAAAAAAAAAAA
Messenger RNA from Notechis scutatus (mainland tiger snake), 1076 nucleotides. Its product is annotated as antihemorrhagic factor cHLP-B-like. The record is from RefSeq and is a predicted model, not a curated record. Gene Ontology annotation, molecular function: cysteine-type endopeptidase inhibitor activity. Lineage: Eukaryota; Metazoa; Chordata; Lepidosauria; Squamata; Elapidae. Gene Ontology annotation, biological process: negative regulation of endopeptidase activity. Gene Ontology annotation, cellular component: extracellular region; blood microparticle; extracellular matrix.